Colletotrichum higginsianum IMI 349063 is the source of this 858-nucleotide messenger RNA. RefSeq lists its product as uncharacterized. Lineage: Eukaryota; Fungi; Ascomycota; Sordariomycetes; Glomerellales; Glomerellaceae. The transcript has a single exon. The record is from RefSeq and is a predicted model, not a curated record. The coding region runs from base 1 to 858 and encodes 285 amino acids.
AUGGACGCAAUGAGGGAUCGUGACGGGUACUGGGACCCCCCUCCGCCGUAUCCGGGUCACGAAGUCUCUGAAGAUGAGGCUCGGCCCUCGUCAGAAGCAUCAAGACAGCCACCAUCACCCGAUCCAUCACCGGGACCUUCGUCGAUACCAGUCUCAUCCUCUACACCGUCCACGGCGGAAUCCUCGCUGUCACGAAUUGUCAGGGGCUACAGGCUGGAUGACAGUCGAAGAAACUACAACCUCGGCCCAUCGAUCGACCAUACCCUCCUCCGUGUCUGCACCUCCGACACCCCCAGAUUCAUGCGGACAUUCUACAAGACCGAGUCCGCUCCCAUAGGACUCAGAACUGUUGUGACGGAGGUCGUGGCUACCGUCGAGGAAGAGCUGUGCCCCACGCGGAAAUCCCACACGCUCAUCACUCUUCACAACGCGCUGGACGACCGAGGGGAAAAGACCAGAGUGUACAUGCAUACCCUCGUCGGUUUCGGGGGCAGGGAGCGCAGCGCGGUGGCGUUUCAGAUCGAGAUCAACGGCUCACUGGAGAUGUUCCAGUGGCGGCCAUCCCACGGAAAUGAGGUGAGAAUGGUCGCGGGUUGGGCGUCCGGAUGGAAGUUGGUGAGGAUGGGGCCGCCCUGUCGGUCAAAUUCCCGAGGGGCCCCAAAGAAGCGCGGUAAAGGCUUCGCCGGUGACGGUAAGGAGGUCGUCGCCGUGAUUGCGACCACGAUGAGCUCGACGAGAGAUUUCACUUUUGCCUUCAUGGGAUCCGGUCUGGAUGGCAGCAUGGGAGGAGCAUGGGUGACGACGGCGGUGGCUUCGGGCGUUUGGACAUGGUGGGAAACGGCGACGAGGUACUUUUGA